UCUGUCCUCCACCUCCGAGGUCAUGAACUGCACCAAACUCGGUGACCCGUGCGGACAUCGACCCUGGUACGAGUUCCACGAGUGCGCCGAGGCCCCGUACGCCUUCGUCUUCUACUUCGCGGUCAAGGUGUUCAACCUGGUGCUGGGGACGCCCUGUAACGUCCUGGUCAUGUGGCACAUCAACAGCAAGAAGAGCGACGCCUCCACCUCUGACAUCUUCAUCUUCAACCUGGCCGUCCUGGACGCCUACUUCUGCCUGAUGACGCCCGUUGAGUUGCUGAACCGGGUCCAAAUGGACGACUAUCGCAUCUGGUACUUUGCGAGGUUCGCGUACGGGAUUAAGGACGUAGCGCCGCUCUUUCUGAUGUGCAUCUGCCUCGAUCGCUACGUGGCCGUGGUUCACCCAAUGCUGUUCACCGGUAUUCGAGACAACAAGAUCCGCAUCGGCAUUUCCGUGGUGGUCUGGGCGCUCAUCCUGGCUCACGGCCUCGUCAAGAGCGUCUUCGGGGUCAUGAGCGUCAACGAGGUCUUCAGUAGCGUCAUCAUGAUCGCCUUCAUCGUCAUGGUCUUCUGCAACCUGUCCGUCAUCUGGGUGCUCCGGCGCUCGGUGGCUGGGAAGGAGGAGAUGCACCCGGUGAAGAAGAAGGCCUUGAAGAUGGUGCUGAUCAUCCUGGCCAUCAUCGUGGCCAGCUACCUGCCCGUGUUUUUCAUGCCCUUCGUGUCCUACUACUCCUUCGUGGUGUUCCAGUGUCAGAUCAGCAUCGCCGUGUACUCCAUCAUGGACCUGAGCUGCAGCGUGGAGCCUCUAGUCUACCUCGUAAAGAUGGAGCGAGUCAGCGUCAGCUGCUGCAGGCGGAAAUCUGCCAAGACGCUUCACGACCCCAAGGCCUAACCAGGCUCAUGCAGAAAUCGACCCGUCUUCUUUCAAAGCAAGUUAGAAAAAGAAGCAGUAUCACAUAAAAUAUUUGACGCCACGUACGCAUCUGCCCAAAGAAAGUCAAAAUGCUUUUCUGGCUUGUGAACCUGUGGCACCAGUUCACUUUGAAAACAAACACCUCUGUUUACACCUCUUUUCCUGCAGCUGUGAUUUGUGUCAUCGGAGGCCGUCAGGUCCUGUGCUCAGGAUGAGCAGGGUCCAGGAUCUGAACUGCAUCUGAUUACUUUUAAAAAUCUCCUUUAAUGUUUUA
Messenger RNA from Betta splendens (Siamese fighting fish), 1187 nucleotides. RefSeq names its product P2Y purinoceptor 1-like. Lineage: Eukaryota; Metazoa; Chordata; Actinopteri; Anabantiformes; Osphronemidae. Gene Ontology annotation, cellular component: membrane. Gene Ontology annotation, biological process: positive regulation of Rho protein signal transduction; phospholipase C-activating G protein-coupled receptor signaling pathway. Gene Ontology annotation, molecular function: G protein-coupled receptor activity. Bases 23 to 892 code for a protein of 289 amino acids. The transcript has 2 exons. The record is from RefSeq and is a predicted model, not a curated record.